AUGUUUAUGCUGUUUUCGGUUUUCUUGCCGUUGUCGCCAAUUGAUUUAUUAACUGGGUAUUCGUGUGAUUCCUAUAAAACUUUGAUUUAUAAAAAUAUAUUGCAAAAAAAAAAUAAGUUAAAAUAUGAAAGGGGAUUAACAGAGGGUGACAUAGCAGCAAAAAAUCAAGCUUACGCUGAAGGAUACCCAGAAGAAUGUCCGUUAGAUAAUAAAAAAAACAAUUGUGAAGAUCCGUUUCAAUAUGAGAAUCCGUGCGAUCAUUGGCAUAAUGUCAUUGCUCCAAAAAUGUUGGAGCUGUUUAAUAAAGUAACAAGUGGAAUGGACCCUAAUUUGAAAGAAAAAAAAUGGAAUAAUGAAUGGAAUAAAAUUUCAGCUAACCAUGUUAAAGAUCUAUCUUCAAUAUCUCAUCGACAAGAUAUUUCAGAAGAAGAAAAAAAAAAAUUAAUUGAUAGUGUUAUGGAAAAACGUCUCUCAGAAUUUUUAAAAUUUUUAGACGCAUGUGAAGAAAUGAUGAGAGACCAUAAAACACGAUCCGAAUGUAAGAAGGAGAUGAGAGACAAUAAAAUCAAAUCCAAAUGUAAGAAAGAGAUGAGAGACAAUAAAACAAAAUCCGAAUCUAUGAAAGAGAUAAGAGAGAAUAAAACAGAAUCCAAAGGUAAGAAAGUGAUGAGAGACAAUAAAACAGAAUUUGAAUCUAAGAAAGAGAUGAUAGACAAUAAAAGAGAAUCCGAAUCUAUGAAUGAGAUGAUAGACAAUAAAACAGAAUCCGAAUCUAAGAAGGGGAUGAUAGACAAUAAAACAGAAUGCGAAUCUAAGAAUAAGAUGACAGACAAUAAAACAGAAUCCGAAUCUAAGAAUGAGAUAAUAGACAAUAAAACAGAAUCCCAAUCUAAGAAUGAGAUAAUAGACAAUAAAACAGAAUCCGAAUCUAAGAAUGAGAUGACAGACUAUAAAACCUGUCCUCAUUCUUUUUUGCUAUGA
Molecule: messenger RNA, 981 nt
Organism: Plasmodium gallinaceum
Lineage: Eukaryota; Apicomplexa; Aconoidasida; Haemosporida; Plasmodiidae
Product: fam-g protein
Exons: 2
Coding region: 1-981 (326 amino acids)
Source: RefSeq, a predicted model, not a curated record